AUGGGUGAUUUCAAAGCCCGCAUCAAAGCCAAGUUCCUCCGCAGAAGCAGCAGCACAGCGACGUCUCUAGCCUCCAGCAAGCACAGUCUCGGGCGAGACGGCGCAUCCAGCUCGACACGCCCACUCUCGCCGUUCCUGGGCUCCGUCGCCUCCGACGAGCACAUCCACAGCGACAAUGUCGCCGGCCACAAUUUCAAGGGACACCGUAGCCACGACUCGGUAGCCAGCAGCAAGAGCAAGGCACGGCGAGCAGACAAGUUUGACAGGGACAGCAUCGAUGGAGCCGGCGUCGGUGGGAGUGGGACACGCGACGGCCAGGCUGAAUCAAGAGCUAUUACUGGCCAGGGCCACGGUCAAGGUCAAGGUCUUGAAGGUCACGGUCGCGCUCAUGCAGGCGAGCCCAGCCUAGUGGUGGCCCCAAGCCCAAGUGCACCAAGAGCAAGUCUCAGCCGGGCCGUGACCACUCCACUCCUGAUCGCAGCCAACUCUGACGUUGGUGAAUCUCCCACCACCACCACAACCCAGCCCACCACACUCCAGCUCAAGCUGGGCAAUGAUCUGCAAAAGUUUGCACUCAAUUCAUCAACCGCGCCCGUCGUCACCACACCCGGUGGUGCUGCACUCCCGAGCAUACACGAACACCCCGCAACUUCAUCGACCAGAGCCGGCCCGAUCGACGACGACACUCUGUCAGUUCUGUCGCCCUACAGUCCCGACAUACUCACUCCACCCGCGACGACAACGACCCCGGCCGGUCUCACGCUACUACCGCCCUCGUCGUCCUCACCCGCUCGACCGCUGGCCCCACUACGCCGACAGUCCAUUCUCCCCGAUCGCCAGACAACCUUGAUCAAGGCACUCCUCGAUCCGGAUGGGAAUGCGAGCGAGAUAGUCCACGCCGAGCCCGACCAACUCCUCCCCAUCAGUGGCACCAUGGUGACAAGAAAGAUAUGGGUCAAGCGCCCCUUGGCCUCGGCCACGCUGGUUACCAUCAAUGAAGAAGACCUUGUCGACGAUGUCCGCGAAAUGAUAUUGCGAAAAUACGCGAACUCCCUUGGCCGCCAAUUCGAUGCCCCGGACCUGACCCUCCGGAUAUGUAAUAGGGAACAACAGAGUAGCAGGACCUUGCAGCCCGACGAACCAAUGGGCAGGACUCUCGAUGCCUACUAUCCUGGCGGCCAGUCUGUCGAUGACGCCCUAUUGAUCGAUAUCCCAUCUCGUCGUACCCCAAAAGCUUCGCCGAAUCCUAGAUAUAUCGGGGAAGAUCGACCACACGAGUCUGGAACUGACUACUUCCCGCCAUUUCCAGCCGCUCCUCAUACUCACCAUACAGUCUCAACUGGCACGGCCGCCCUGAACGGCUCGCAUACAAUUCACUUCCCACCUUCCAUGGCUAUACUCGGCGGAGGCCAGCUGCCUCUCCUUCCGUCUCCGGGUGGUACGAGACGGCUCGGGCAGUCGCGACCCAAGAUACAAAGGCUGCACACAGCUUCACCGGCAUCGACUGUCACCAAUGCCCAUAGCCAUAGCACGCAAUCUGUGCCACCGGUUCCCGGUACGCAUAACUACUCCAAACCACACCCGCGUUCAAGGACUCAUUCAGCUGCAUCUUCAGACCAACCCAGCCACCCACCAGCGGCUCCCCCAGCACCGACGCCCCCACCAGUCGAACGGACAGCCACCCCUCCUCCACAGCUGGCGUCGCCUCGACCUUCUGCUCGGGCGAAGAAGAAUAAGAAGAUCGAUCAUCCCUCGUUGCCGCCCGGUAUGCUUGACGGGGCUGUCCCACCCAUCAAUGUUCUGAUCGUCGAAGACAACAUUAUCAAUCUCAAACUACUGGAGGCGUUUGUAAAGCGGCUCAAGGUCCGGUGGCAGACGGCUAUGAACGGCAGGGAGGCCGUGAACAAGUGGCGUGCAGGUGGAUUUCAUCUGGUGCUGAUGGACAUUCAGCUGCCCGUCAUGAACGGUCUUGACGCCACGCGGGAAAUUCGUAGGAUAGAAAAGGUCAACUCCAUUGGCGUUUUCUCUUCGUCAGCAAGCAGUCCUCCCGAAGAAAUCCAGGCGGAUCCAUCUGAGGAGGACAAGCUGGCCAACACGGAGAUGUUCAAAAGCCCAGUCAUCAUUGUAGCCUUGACGGCAAGCUCGCUGCAAAGCGACAGGCAAGAGGCGUUGGCGGCCGGUUGCAAUGAUUUCUUGACCAAGCCCGUGAACUUCGUCUGGCUAGAACGCAAAGUGAAGGAGUGGGGCUGCAUGCAAGCCUUGAUUGACUUUGACGGAUGGAGGAAGUGGAAGGACUUCUCGCAAAAGUCUGACGACGCUUCUAAGAAGGCCGCCGUUACGGCCAAAGCAAAACCUGCCAAAAACAAGCGAUUAUCGUUGACAACAGCCGCAGCUUGA
Molecule: messenger RNA, 2397 nt
Organism: Anthostomella pinea
Lineage: Eukaryota; Fungi; Ascomycota; Sordariomycetes; Xylariales; Xylariaceae
Source: the annotation of a GenBank genome assembly